Molecule: messenger RNA, 2210 nt
Organism: Peromyscus leucopus (white-footed mouse)
Lineage: Eukaryota; Metazoa; Chordata; Mammalia; Rodentia; Cricetidae
Product: NXPE family member 3-like
Source: RefSeq, a predicted model, not a curated record
CCUGUGUUCAAUUCCUAACACCUACGUGGUUGUUUAUAACCAUCUGUAACUCCAACUCCAGAAGAUCCAUUCAAUGCCCUCCCUCUUCUGAUGCCUGCAGACACCAAGCAUGCAUAUGGUGCACAUACAUCCAUUCAGAUAUUAAGAGGAGGCUCCCUAAAUUGGUGACCGGUCCUCAAGUCCUUCAAAAAGACCUCAUUAAAAUUGCCUUUGGGGCUGGAGAGAUGGCUCAGCAGCAGGUACAUAUGUCAAAUGACAGUUUCUCAGGAAACUGGAAGUUGACACAGUGAAUCAGCUCCUUUAUGAUGGUAGGACCCAUUAAACUUCUGAUACUAUGUGAGAGACCUGGAUUUGUAUAUAUAACGUGACCGGAGUCUGGGCUGCAUGGAUCUGCUCGCGCGGCAACUGAAGGGCUACAAGAUUCUGACUGCGGGGUUAGUCUUUCUGGUUUUGGUGUUCUAUCUCAUGAUGUCAUGGCCUGAGCCCAGGAAGCAUUGGUUCCCACCACCCCGUCCUGCCUCUGAAUAUGUCUCUGAGCCCAACGACUGGGACUCUCUCUCUCAAGAACUCACCAACCUGAUUCUAUAUUGGCCUCCAACUGGUGGAAACAGGGAUGACUUUUCGGCUUCUACCAGCCCCAAAACCUCCACUUACAGAUUGAAGGGUCCUGCCCAAGCCAGUUAUACUCUGGGAAGUAACCUAGAGGCCAUCCUUGUGGCUAGGGAUCACCAAGGCAGGCCCAAGACUCAUGGUGGAGAUCUGUUUCGGGCAAAGCUCCUGGGCCGGGAAUUGAAAGCAGGAGUCCCAGGGGAGGUGAAGGAUCUGGAGAAUGGCACUUACCUCUUGUCCUUCCCUCUGCUCUGGGCUGGAUGGGCUCAGGUGCAAGUGAGGCUGAUCCACUCCAGCGAGGCAGUUGGGGUCCUGCAGAGAAUCUGGAGAGGAAAACGAGCCACUGUUGACUUUAGAGGAUAUUUCCGAGGAAGGAACGGCACUCAAGAGACUGUUAUCUGCAACGUGGACCCCCAGUCAACUGGAGCCAAAGGACCCACCUGCCAGUACAGGGAUGUGGUUUCUGGGGAGGACUGGUUCUGUGCUCAACCCUCUACUUUGCCCUGCGAUGCUUUAGUCGGCCACUCGAGUGGAAGUUACCUGAAUGUGACCACACCGCAUGAUGAAGACCUGCUGGCCGGGAAUGUGACUGACCAGCCACUCGCUUCAGGAAUAUCUCCAAUCCUGGUGAAACCAGCAGCCACUGGGAACAUGAAUGAUGUGGCCUUGCUUUCAAGGCCCCCAUGCCGCCCUGGCCACCUGUCUCCAAAACCCUCUGGCUUCUACCACCAAGACAGAUGGCAUUCCACGUUCUGUUCUAGCCGCUCUUUCCCCACUGUGGACAGCAUCCUCAACUGCCUGGCUGGCCGCAUCGUCUACAUGAUGGGGGAUUCCACACUUCGGCAGUGGUGGGAGUAUCUGCGAGACACAGUGCCCUCCCUGAAGCCAGUUGAUCUACAUGUCACAUAUCAGGCCGGUCCCCUGAUGGCUGUGGACACCACUCGGGGGACAGUGUUACACUGGAGGGCCCAUGGAUGGCCCCUGCGCUCUCUCCGCACCCCAGUGGCCUCGCUCCACUCUGUGGCCAGAGAACUGCAUGGCCUGGCUGGGGGCCCCUCCACGGUGGUGGUGCUGGGUAUGGGAGCUCACUUUACCACCUUCCGUCCAUCCAUCAUUGCUCGAAGACUGGCAGGGAUUCGGGCAGCUGUGAAAGCCCUGCUGGACCGGGAACCCAGUACUCUGGUGGUUAUCAAACUGGCCAAUACUGGCUACAAAUCUGUGUAUGGCAGUGACUGGCUUACACUCCAGGUGAACAGAUUCCUCCGAGCUGCCUUUGUGGGUCUCCAAGUGGCCUUUGUGGAUGCCUGGGAAAUGACCUCCAGCUUGGAUCUGCCAGACUACAUCCACCCCAAGACACUCAUUGUCCGUAAUGAAGUGGAAUUAUUUCUGUCCUUUGUCUGUCCCACCUAAUGCUCCCAAAGGACCCGAGGCUGUGUGGAUGGAGAGCCUGCGUGUGGCCAUCUAAAGGAUGAACAGCAAGAGAUGGAAAAAUGAACCUACCCUGGCUUACCCACUAUAGCACUUGGGUCACCAUUUUAUACAUCUCUCUAUGCACCACACAAAUAAAUCAAGUUUUAAAUAAAUGAGGUCAUAUUUUUGCA